CUUUCAGCCUAUUCCCCCUUUCAUUUUUCCUGUACAGUCCCUUUCAAAGGGGCUGUAGAUGUAAUUUCAAUUAAAAGAUGAAUGUCUAAUUCUUUAUAUAAUCAAAGUUGUGAGAAGUAUAAUUUUCUCGUUUAUUCUUUAUCAGACAAAUCGGACAUAUGAAAUCUAGUCUAGCAAGCUUUAAAUGUUUAUUACUUAGGUAGCGGCCAAACUCUGUUACUCGCGAUUGCCACAAUUAAUUAUAAGAAGAGAGAGAUUAGUAUAUAUUUUAGGGUUAGGUUAGGUUUAGACACUUUUGGGGGCCGCGCGCUGCGGCUAGAACUGGCUCUCUUUCUUUCAAUGCAUUGCGGCAUUCGCAAGUAACCCAAAUGGGCCGCUGCCUAUCACUUAGCUUUAAUUACUCGAAUUGCAGGAAGAAUGGAGAAAGGAACGUCGAAGCUUGGUCGGAAAAAAUCAAGAAAAGUUGGAGCAAGUUCUAAAACUCGUUCCAUGAAGAGUUGUGAAUCUCUGAUUUCAACCCCAGUCCGCUCCAGGCAAGAAUCAUCAGCUGAUGAUUCUAUUUGCGAGGAGUCUCCUUAUACUUACCUUAGCUCACAGGCUGUAAUACCAGAGAAGGAAGUUUACUGGGAUUAUGAUACUCCCCAGAUACGAAAAUACCGAUCCAAGAUGGGAAUCGGAGUUAAGUUUGGAGACGAGGACGGUUCUCCAAUCCAACCCUUGAAACUGGAGAAGGUUUCUACUCCCGAGGUUAAGCUCCACUGUAUGUCCCGACCUCGUGAGGCCCCGAGAGAAACAGCUGAGGCUGUUGCGGCAUUUAACGAUCUAGUUGAACUUGCAAGCAAGCUCAGGAAAAGAGAAGUAAAGAAGAAAGAAGAAAAAAAUAAAACUUCAACCCCUGUGAUACGACCAGUUCGAUUAAACCCUGUCGAGACGGAAACUAGCUCCAAGUCGGAGUUAAACCAUGAAAGUUUUGAGUUUAGUGAUGAUGACUCUUUACUUAUCCGCUGUACACAGGAGGCGGAGGGUAUAAUUCCACUCCCUGUAACCCCGCGUACCAGCAGACUUAAAAACAAUCUCAAGGAAAAUUUAUUGAAAAAAUGUGAACUUGACUUUGAGAGUGACGAUUCAAUGGAUAUCAUGAUGUCUCAGAUUGAUGAAAAAGAAUUGGUUGCACGGAAUUCUCCGACCUCAAGAGAGCAAGAAACAGACUCUAAACGUCCUCUUGAACCGUUAAACUCCAACGCCAUGACUUCUCCGUCCUUCUCAAGGUCAAUUAAAAGAUUCAAGAGCAGUGAUGAUGGAAUAAGUCCUAAGACCUCCUCCUCUCUACGCCGGGUUCAUAGUUCCCCUGUAAUCCCUAAGGAGACAGCAGCUGCAAGGAGACGGUGUACCCUAGAGGAAAUAGAACGGAAGAAGCAUGAAGCUAAACGGAAGCGAGAGCUGAGCCAGCAGCAGAAAAAGUUCUAGAUUUAUGAUAAAUCGCUUCCAGUAAGCACUGUACAUAUUUAUUUUUUAACCCACUGCCGUACUAUUUUAAAUUCGAAUAAAGAGAUGCAUACUUUCUGA
Molecule: messenger RNA, 1566 nt
Organism: Eurytemora carolleeae
Lineage: Eukaryota; Metazoa; Arthropoda; Copepoda; Calanoida; Temoridae
Exons: 5
Coding region: 418-1467 (349 amino acids)
Source: RefSeq, a predicted model, not a curated record